This is a messenger RNA of Mercenaria mercenaria, 5518 nucleotides long. Its product is annotated as cell death abnormality protein 1-like. Lineage: Eukaryota; Metazoa; Mollusca; Bivalvia; Venerida; Veneridae. The transcript has 5 exons. The coding region runs from base 55 to 1986 and encodes 643 amino acids. The record is from RefSeq and is a predicted model, not a curated record.
UUUUAUCUAUUUGUGAAACAAUGUUCGGUGAUCGCCUGUGUUAAGAGAAAAAUUAUGGCAUGUAUAUGUUUCGUUUUGCUUAUGGGUUUGGUUUCCAUUCUGUAUACAGAUGCAUGUCCGGAAGCUUGCAGAGUAUGUACGUCUGAUGGAGUAUGCAGAGAAUGUGAAUAUGGCUGGUUCGGAAAACAAUGUGACCAAAAGUGUCUUGCAUCCGCUAAAAUUUGUUCUUUCUGUAAAUUCAAUGUGUUGGUUAAAGAAUCAGUAUGUUUAAGAUGCCCAAAAGGUCAAUAUUCUACGGAAGGAAAAUGUUGGGACUGCUUUACAUUUUGUGAUUCGUGCAUCGACUACAUGAUGUGCACAGAAUGUAAAAUAGGUUACUAUGGAUCAGACUGUUUUCACCCGUGUCCUAACAACUGUGUAGGAUGUUUAUCAAAGGAGUCUUGUAUGUCUUGCAAGGAAGGCUGGUUCGGAAAAGAUUGUCAGUGUAGUCAAAACUGUGUACAGGUAGGAGAAAUAAACGAUUGGUGUAGCAUAAGCGGAACGUGUUUAAACGGGUGUGUUGCGGGAAAACACGGUGAUCAAUGUACCAGCGACUGUCCGAACAUAGGCACUUGCUUACAAUGUAAUCAGUUUAAUGGUCAGUGUUUGAAAUGUUCUAAUGAAUUGUAUGGAAGACUUUGUGAUAAAAUAUGUGGACAUUGCCAGUCGGACAGUAAAGGAGUAGUGGUAUGUGACAUUGACACUGGAAAUUGUCCAUACGCUUGUGCCAAUGGUUACUAUGGUAGUAAUUGUAACCAGGAAUGCAGCGGCAACUGUCUUGACUCAAUUUUAAACACAAACUUGAGUACAUGCGACAAGAAAUCGGGACUCUGUAAUUUUGGUUGUGUGCCAGGUCGGUUCGGAGGCAUUUGUGAAUAUAACUGUAGUGAUGCUUGCCGAAGAGACAGUUGUGACAGCAAAACGGCACAAUGCCUUUCUAGAUCAGAUCAAAAUGAACCUUCAAAUAAUUUGUUUACGACUGUGGGAUGCCUAAUUGGAAGUUUCAUAAUACUUUUUAGCGCAGUUACGAUAUGGUUAAUAAAAAGAAGAGUAUGCAGUGGCAAAUGUUUUAGUAGCAAAUGUAAUUCUGAGGUGUCGUUCCCAGUGACAACCGCACCUUUUUUCGACGGGGAUAGUGAGGAAUUAGGUAACACAGUAGAAAUUUAUCACCAUAUUAUUGAUACUGAUCAUGCACACCAAACUGGAUCCGGUUCAAGCAGCAAUUAUUAUGAUGAAGUUCAAAGUGAUCAUCAAGGCGACAGUAGUAGCAAUGUAGCCACAGUAACAAACAGUGUCCAUUUAACAAACCUUAGAAGUGUCCUAACUUCUGAAACUGGUGUACAUGAUAGAAAUGGUACUUUUGUGACCGACUAUGAUAUUCCUAUAACCAGAUCUGAGACAUUUAGGAGGCAUCAGUGUGAUAAUUACGGUAGUCCUCUGGCAGAUCAGCAUAAUGAUCUCUCACAUGUUUUAGAGAAACAAACCUUGUCAAAGACCAAACAAUGCAAAACCAUACAAGGCAUAUCGCUGUUGAAUACGCACUGUCAUUGCUUCCCCGUCAAAAGAAAUACAUCCCGCAAUACCACACAUCUGCAAACUGAAGAAUGUGUAGUACAUGAUUCACACAAUAUCCUUGAAAAUGCAGAUGGCAAUUACUCAAAUGCUAGUACAGGAUGUUGCCUUAUAGAUAAAACUUUCCAAACAGAAAAUACUUGUAUUUCAAGAAUCUGUAUGAGCGUGUCUGAAAACUGUGCUAGUACAUGUCAUUCCGUUCGGAAUAACCCUACCCACAAGGCUUGUUCCAACAUUUUGUGUAAGACAACAAUGUUUUCAGACACUAUAGUUAAUAGUCUGAACAAAAAGCACGAAGACAGUACAGAAAUGCAAGUGGAAAAUGAGCACUUCAAAGAUGAGAGAGACGCUGUUUAUAUACAUCCAGUCCACUGAUGGAAUCAUUAAUUAGGUUCAAGCGUAAAAGACAAGACUCUGAACGUGAUCACAAAAUGAGUUAUAAUUGAUAUUUUAAAGCAUGUAAUAAAAUUUAAAAAUUUUACCUGGUUCAAGUAGAAAAGAAACAAGAAAUAUCACAUAUGGUUGUAGCAUUUUUAAUAACGAAACCUUUACAGGUCAGAACCUUAAAUUGCUGUCUUUUCUAUGUAACUGAACUGUCGAUGAAAGUGUAACUAGUUUGACCUGGAAUUUUAAGGUACAGCACGAGAUUCCAAUUAAAAACAGUUAUUGUUGAAAUCUGUCUCACAAUAUGUACAUAUAUAUAUAAUAUAUGCAUGAAAAAAAGAAAUAUAACACAUGGUUGUAGCAUUUUUCAUAACGAAACCUAGAUCAGAACUUUAAAUUGCUGUCUUUUUACGUAACUCAACUGUCGAUGAAAGUGUAACUAGUUUGACCUGGUACAACACAAGAUUUGAAUUAAAAACAGUUAUUGUUGAAAUGUAUCUCACAAUAAGUGCAUGUAUGUAUAGUAUAUGCAUGGAAAAAAAGAAAACUUCACAAUGUUUUCGCAGGAAAUGAUUCAUUUAUUCACUAUUGAGCUCUAACAAUCCAGGGAAACAAACACAUUUAUUUUCUUAUCAUACUUUACUCAUGGAUGGAGGAAAUAGCUUGCUUUGCGAUUAGCUAUAAGAAAUUUUAUCAACACUUGCAGAUAUGUCUUUUCACUGAAGAAUAUGCAGCUCCGUUUGUUAAAUGACAUCAAAAGAUGUGGCCUCUUUUGCAACAGUUAAAAAAAUGGAUACUGCAAUAAAUUUUAAAACGCAAAUAUUUUUUCAUGGAACUGUGUAGAUAUCUCCGUGAGCAUAAGGCCUUAGAUUGUUAUCUAUCAAAAACAAAAUGGUAUACCUCUUUCAAUAACAUGUAAACAUAUAAACUGAUUAUUUAAAAUUCAUUGUCAACCACAGCAAUGCUGAUUUAUCAAACACUGCAGUAGUUAAUUGAUUUUUUUUUCACUUCAUUGAUGUGCGUCUGUUUGCAUCACUUGACAACGAUUAUCAUUCGUUGUCAAUUAAUAGACUUACAACAAGAAAGUUUAAACCAAGCGUAAAUUCUAAAACAAUAUGUAAUAUUGUUGUAACCGAAUCUUCAAAUACAGUUCGUCUUUACUAUCCACAAUGGUUGCUGUCAUAUCUUACAAACUAUCUUUCAAACUGCAGUAUUUAGUAGUAACAUACAUUUUCCCAAAUCCUUGAUUUUAACUAAGUCAAAAUAUUUGUAUGAUAUGAUAUGUAAAGAAGUUUACUGGACUUUUUUUUUCUCGAGAAAAUGCAGGUUCGAUUUUUGUAAAUGUCAAAAAUGGUCUUUUUAAAAAAUGUAAUUGACGGUUUUAUGUGUUGUUGGAUUCAUGUUAUUCAUAUUAUAAAUGAGGGGCUCCGUCGCUCAAGUUCACCAAACUAAAGCACACAUUCUGUUAUGUAUUUAUUGAAACUUAGCUUUCAUCGACACAUUGUAGUCACAGUCAAUAGUGUAUUAACAUCUCAUCAAAUGUACAGCAUAAAAUAUCUUUGUAUAAAAACUAUCAAAGAUAAAAUUGUCAUACUGAAAAGAAGUGUAAGUGUCGUUUCUAAAAUACCUGCCAUGUGAAUGUCAUACUCUAAUGGUGGAACAACACCCCAGAUGCCCCGCUGUGCAUUAUUUCAGACACAGACGGCAUCGCUGCAGGGUAGAUCAUUGACCUUCCGCAAGCCAGUCGGAUGAGGACUGUUCGAUAAUUUAUUGACUUACUUUAUACUGGUUAAAUGUAAAACACUACUGGAAUGGUGUAUGUAAAUGUUAUAUUCGUCACUGUACCCAAUGUUUAAAUAUAAAUUAAUCUAAUUCAUUUUCUAGUACCAUAAGCUCUUCUUCUUAUAAAUGCAUUUCAACUGACGUUUUAUUCAAUGUACGUUAGAACAUGUACUGAAUGUUUGAAACAGUAUGUUGGAUAAACACAUCAGUAAUGUUCACAAAGAAGGAACAGUCAUAGAUUUGAUAUAAAUUAUUAUUCACAGCAACUACUAAUUUGUCAUAACAAUUAACUCUCAAGGGCAUACUCUACAGGACUUCUCUUUUAUAUCUAUUGACAUAGUAACGAAUCCUUGGAAAAAAAAGUUUCUAAAAGAGAUUUCCUGGAUGUAUCACUUGGAUACUGUGUCUCCCCAAGGAAAGAAGUCUACAUUCUGUAUACAUGUCUUUUAUAAUUAUCUGUUGUUGUAUGCUACAUUUUUUGUAGUAAAUUAAUUUUGCGUCUGUUUCAUAAUUAGUUUUUACGCUAAGCUAUUUGUUAAACUUUGACGUCAUCGUCAUUAACGUCGUUUGACGUUAACGCCGUUUGACUUAUGAUUGAUCAUGUUUAAUUUGUACCGUGAAGAAGGCUAAUGUAACCGAAACGUUGGUUAUAGAUAAAAGUGACUUGUUAUAGUUUAUAUUUAUACUUUGGGAUCAUGGAGUCUACUCAGUGUUCAUAGGUAAUAGAGUUCCGCUUAAGCCGGUGAUAGUGGCGUGAGGAAUAUUGUACUUUCCACUACCUCUCAUAAACAGACUCAGUUAAACCGAAUCUGCUAUAAUUUUGCUUGAUUGCAUUCUAUGCUUCCAACUGAUCGUCUUUCAGAUUUCAUUAUUUACUAUUUUUAAUACCUGUAUAUUUAAACGUUAAAAGUAAAACGUCCUUUGAAAACGUCUGUAAAUUUUCAGAAAAAAAGUUCAAACAAGAACGAUAUUGUACACUUCUAGCCUUUUAUUAACAAUAAAAUGGCACGAAUUGGAGAUAUAACUUGACAUUUUUGUUUGAUUUAAGCAUAACAAUCAGGUUUGCUAGUAAAGAUCGCUGAUCGCAGUCUUUACAUUAUCUCAAGUUUGGUUUGUAAUAAGAUUUAUAAAGAUCGGGAUUUCAAUAACAUGGUUACAGUUUUCUUUGCUCUUUCUUUCACUUCAACAACAAAGCGACUGUUGGAAUAGCGAACGUUCUAUGUUGCAUCACCAUACACGCUUUUGAUAGGCAACUUCGGUUUUCGCAUGAAGACGUGACGUUCGUAAAUAAUCUUGACGUUGUGAUCCCUGGAAUGCUUCGAAAUUGUGAGCCAUAUGAUUCUUAGGAAUUGUUACGGAUCAGCAAUGCUUAUCUUCAAGGAAACGUUUUUGGAUUGGAAAUAUUAAAGAGUACGUUUUCUGUUGUUAUUUUUGCUCAGUCAUAACCCAUAAGUUGUUUGUAUUUGACUGUUUUAACACAGGCCAUUAUAUACAGAAUGUGCAUUAAAAUGCAAUCAUUUUUUCUUAUAUUGUGAAUAUUUCCAUUAUCUUUCCUAAUGUAGAUAUAUUUUAUCAAUACAAAUUAUCUCUAGUUAAAAGUCUUAACUUAAAAUCCCCAGGCUAUGCUGUAUCAUAGUUUAUUCACUUUGUAUUGAUUACUGUGUUUAUUACAUUUUAGACUAAACGUUUUCUACAAUUUUAAAUCUUCUAUAUAAUAUAUCCAGAUUCUUAAUUCUGCAAU